AUGGCUUUCAACUUCGGGGCCCCCGCGGGCACCGCGGCCGCUGCUGCCGCCGCCACAGCCGCUCCCGCCGGAUUCGGGGGGCUCGAGGCCACCAACCCCCCCGCCAGCGGGUUUAAUUUUGGGGGUUUCGGCCUAGCCGCAAACCCCGCCGUCAACUUUAACAUUGGGAGUUUCGGUGUGGCCACCACCUCGGCGCCCCCCUUCAAUUUCGGUAACAGCCUGGCCACCGCAGGUGGGUUCGGAGGGUUCGGAACCACGACCACCGCGGCCAGUUCUGCGUUUAGCUUUUCCGCCCCAACCAACACAGGCACAACAGGUCUCUUUGGUGCUACCCAGAACAAAGGUUUUGGAUUUGGAACCGGCUUCGGCACAGGAACGGGAACAAACCCCGGCCUCGGGGCCGGUUUGGGAGCCGGGUUGGGCUUCGGAGGAUUCAACACGCAGCAGCAGCCGACCACUUUAGGCGGCCUCUUCAGUCAGCCCACGCAGGCUCCUCCCCAGUCCAACCAACUGAUAAACACGGCCAGCGCCCUGUCCGCCCCGACGCUCCUGGGGGACGAGCGGGACGCCAUCCUGGCGAAGUGGAACCAGCUCCAGGCCUUCUGGGGGACGGGCAAAGGCUACUUCAGCAACAACAUCCCGCCCGUGGAGUUCGGCCAGGAAAACCCCUUUUGCCGCUUUAAGGCGGUGGGCUACAGCUGCAUGCCCAGCAACAAGGACGAAGACGGCCUGGUGGUCCUGGUCUUCAACAGGAAGGAAACGGACAUUCGCGGCCAGCAGCAGCAGCUGGUCGAAUCGCUCCAUAAAGUUCUGGGAGGGAACCAGACCCUCACCGUCAACGUGGAGGGGGUGAAGACGCUGCCGGACGACCAGACGGAAGUCGUCAUUUACGUCGUGGAGCGUUCUCCAAACGGGACCUCCAGGAGAGUUCCCGCCACCACCCUCUAUGCUCAUUUCGAGCAAGCGAAUAUAAAACCCUCCUUACAGCAGCUGGGGGUGACCCUUUCCAUGGCGCGAACUGAGCUCUCUCCGGCACAGAUCAAACAGCUCUUGCAGAAUCCUCCCGCUGGCGUUGAUCCGAUUAUCUGGGAACAGGCCAAGGUGGACAACCCUGAUCCCGAGAAGUUGAUUCCGGUACCGAUGGUCGGGUUCAAGGAACUGUUACGAAGGUUGAAGGUCCAGGAUCAGAUGACUAAGCAACACCAGACCCGAUUAGAUAUCAUCUCUGAAGAUAUAAGCGAGUUGCAGAAGAAUCAGACCACAACUAUGGCCAAAAUAGCCCAGUACAAGAGGAAGCUGAUGGAUCUUUCCCAUAGGACCCUGCAGGUCCUGAUCAAGCAGGAAAUCCAGAGAAAGAGCGGAUACGCCAUCCAGGCCGACGAGGAGCAGCUCCGAGUCCAGCUAGAUACGAUCCAGUGCGAGCUCAACGCCCCCACCCAGUUCAAGGGUCGGCUAAACGAGCUGAUGUCGCAGAUCAGGAUGCAGAACCACUUCGGCACGGUGAAGUCGGAAGAGCGGUAUUACAUAGACGCAGAUCUGCUCCGGGAGAUCAAGCAGCAUCUGAAACAACAGCAGGAAGGCCUGAGCCACUUGAUCAGCAUCAUCAAAGACGACCUCGAGGAUAUCAAACUGAUAGAACACGGCUUGAAUGAGGGCAUCCACAUCAGAGGGGGGGUCCUCAGUUGACACUGCCAGCCCUGGGGCGGGGGGAGCGAUGGGCCGGCGCGGCCGCCGCCGGGUCCACCGUCUCCGGACUCCUUCGGGGCCGAAGCCGGCCCGUCCGACGAGAAAGCGAGGCCAGUCGCUGGCCCAGCUCUCCGAACGGGACGGUCGGCGGGGCCGAGCCGAAUUUACUGAAAAAGUUUUAAAAAAUAAAAGGACCCGACACCCGGGUACCGUUAGGUGGGUUCGGCGGCGGAAAAAUCAGCGUCCGAGACGUCGCCGAGCUUUUACCCGCCUUUUCGCGGCCGGUAAAAGUAGAAGAAGAAGGCGGCUUUGCACAGAGUACACUGUUGGAAACCCCUCUCUGACAGCAAAUUUGUACCUGGUGGAAAACGGAAGCCGGUUUCUAUAAAGCCCUCCGUCAUCCAUGGACGAAGUAAAGAGGGAUUCUGAGAUACCGAUUUGGCUUUCCUUUGGGACGACGGGGGUUUUGAAAAGUCUAUUUUUAUAUCGUUUCUCUGGAACGGUCCGAAUAAGUUCUCUCCGCGUCCUUUGGAAACAACCAAAUUUCCGUCUCCUUCCUAACACUGACCUUGCUUUCCUUUUUGGCAUUUUCACUUCCGUAAAAGAUGACAACUUCUUAUAAAUAAACUCCCGCUUUGUGAUACCUUUUCUACAACA
Molecule: messenger RNA, 2343 nt
Organism: Tachyglossus aculeatus (Australian echidna)
Lineage: Eukaryota; Metazoa; Chordata; Mammalia; Monotremata; Tachyglossidae
Gene: NUP54
Product: nucleoporin 54
Exons: 13
Coding region: 1-1686 (561 amino acids)
Biological process (GO): protein localization to nuclear inner membrane; NLS-bearing protein import into nucleus; nuclear pore organization
Cellular component (GO): nuclear pore central transport channel; nuclear pore
Molecular function (GO): structural constituent of nuclear pore
Source: RefSeq, a predicted model, not a curated record